CAAAGCAUGCAGGACAGUGGACCUCCAGGACUGGACUUGAGAACCACUGUUCUACAUGUAUGACCGACCUGACCCUCAGUUUAUAGAGUCAUUUUUACUUUAAAGCUUCAGACACACAGAAGGAGCUUGUGUGUUUUAUUGUCUACACCAGAAGAAGAAGAAGAAGUCUUUAGUCUUUCUGCCGUGAAUCCUCCGUCUGCAAAUGAGUGGUCAAUGUCAGUUUUUAAAGGAAGAUGUGCUCUACAAGCUGGGCUCCCUCCAGGUCAGGGGACAGGGCUCUGGUUCCACUCUGGUUCAGUAAGACAGACAGGAUAGCCCUGCUCAGAUCUGCCCGGUUCAGCUCAGAACACAUGGACUCCACAUCAGUCCAGUCCUCCAGUGUGGACCUCAUAUCCUCCAGGAUCAGGUCCUCCAACACACCUGAGAGGACAUAUGGCACAGUUAGAGGUCACCUUGGGUCAUGUGUUAUGUUGGUUUUGGUUCACUUCCCCCUUUCAGUUUUAUUGGGAAUUAUCAGAUUCGGGAUCUCUAUCUCCUGUCCUGUUACUUGAGCAAUAAAACCAAGAUCUUAAUCACCACAUUUUUACUCUCACUACAGCUGGCGUCUUGCCUGCUGACAGCUUCUGUUUACCUUGGCCUCUGCUGACAAAGCUGUCAAGGAGUCGCAGUGCAAGCUCCUGCUGCCGAGGGUCUGACAGCAGAGAGGAAAGGACCACGCCUGCUGACAAGAUGGCUGCUUGGCCCUGCUGAGGCUCCGUCAAAAGCUGGAGGAGGGAGAGGCUGGGGGAUUGGUAAAAAACCCACAUACAGUCCUCUAGAAGAGAGAGAGAGAGUGAUUCAUACAGAUAUUAUAACAGGUAUCUAUUUGUAUUUUGAAACAUAGGAACCAUUUUUCAGAAUUUGGUGUUAUAGCUGGUUUGGAAAUUGUCCAUUGAGGCCCUUCUAUUCACACACCAGCUGUGAGACCCUUGCAGUUGUUCAUGAACUCAGCCACACUGUGGAUUAGUCCUCUCUUGCAAAUGCUGAGUGCAGUUUUCCUGUCCAGUCUGCAGGUCUUGUAGACAACAGUCGCCAAAGCCAGACACAAGUCAGCCACACGGGUGUCCUUCUGAGCAUGCUCAGUCAGAAUGUCGCCCAGGUCUUCAGAGCUGGUCAGUCUUAGGGGACAAGAAGUGUGAAAAUCUAAGCUACAGUACAGUGCAGAUACAGGCAUUUUGUUGAUCUGUUUGUUUACUUGUUGUACGUGACACUGUGGUUGAUGAGCUGUGUGUCACCAUGCUGCAGAGCACAGCGGACCAUCUCAGUGGAGAGAGCGGCUGACAGCUUGUCACCAGCUGGGAGGGUCAUGAGGAGGGCCUGGAAGAAGAGCAAGAGAGGGUGGGCAGAGCUCGAUGGUCCAUGUACACCUGAGAGAGAGACACAAAAGUGAAGAAUAUGUCAACAACAAACAUCCAGGAAACAAAAACAUACUUGGCAAUUCAGCUUCCAUUGGUGUGAAACUGGGCGUCUGACAGGACCAGAAAAUCCAGUGUUCACACAUUAAAGACUGUCUGGAUUAAAAAAGAAAAAUAAACAACGUUUUUCUGAGCAUGUAAAUGGAAAUAUUUUGAAAAUGCUGAGCUAAUGAUGGGAAAUUCAAGAGCAGCAACAUUUCUUUGGGGUGUCUGUGUUUUUAUUAAGGCUGUGACAUAGACGCUGAUUUCUCUUUAACAUGGAGGAGGUCAUGGAAGUUGACUUUUUUUCUGUGGACAGUUCAUACUGUACAUAAAAAUAAAUUCCAAUUUCAAUCAUCUGAAGUCUUUCUUUUUGUACAUGCCCCUGGUAAAUGUUGAUAUACGUAAUGGUCUAGUCUCUUUCUUAUACAUUCUUUGAUUUACUGUAUUUUGUUAUAAUCACCAGGCCUCCAUCCCCUCUGAGAGAGACGUGAAGCCAACAUAUCACCUUGAUGGGCAUCGGCAUAUUCUGCCAGUGCGAUCAAUAUGCAGGAAUAAUCUGGACUGUGGGGCUGUGGGAUCGAUCCCUUCCACUGAUCAAAACACACAUUUAAGUUACCCUGAAAAUAUUGGAGAUCUUCAUGUUGACACAACCCACAGAGGAACAGCUUCUUGGGUUGAUUUGAAGAAAACUCUAAAGGUUAUGAAAAGAUGACUCUUGUUUUCGUGUUUUUUUAGGAGGUUUUCUUUCAAUCCUCCUCCUCUACUAAUCCAAUAAGGGCUGCAGUUGUCAUAAGUAAGUAAGUAAAUUUAAUUUAAUAUUUAAUUAAUUAAUUUUAAAUUAAAAUUCAAUUUCACUUGUCAUAGAUAAAAUGACAAAGUGUUUUACAACAAGGAUAAAAUGCAACAAAAUACAGAGAAACACAAUAUAUAUAAUGGCAUAGAUUAAGCCAACUUCACAAAAGCCCCACAACAACCACAUCAGUUAAGCCUGUCUAAAAAGAUAGCUGUCAAUCAAUCAUUUUUUAAAACAUGGAAUGGCUUAUGAAAACUAAACUUGUUGGAAAAAUGGCCGCCCUUGUAUAUCAGCAGAAUUUACAGCGAACAGAGAGCAUCUAAGAACUUUUUUCCUCAUGAACUGAAUUUACACACAGACAGCUAUAAUGGAUGAGGUGGGCUUUAAUGCCUGUACUGCAGUCAGUCACCAGGGGGAGCUCUAAAAGCCCUGCCCUCACUCUGGACUGCUGCCGUUCUAUCCAUACUGAAUUUGCAUGUUUAAUUCAGCAAAUGCAGAGGGCAUUAUUACACUGUCUCCACCACCCUGACAUAACUGAAACAUGUGCACCUGAGGGUGUUUAGGGUUGUAACUUAAAUGGUUAAAUUCCAUACUUAAAAGCUCUCAUGGACAAGGACUUUUUUUCUUCUUGGGUCGACAGUUCCUCAAGAAAACCUUCCUAAAAGCACUAGCCUAAGAGAGGACUAUACUGUAAAGUAGUUUUUUUAGAAAAACAAGUGUGUCAUGAUCAUUAGUGCUCUCUUCUCAGGUCACUAUGAAAACUAGAGGAACCAAACUCAGGAACUGAAAGUCUCUUUUCAGAAAGAUCUUGACUGAAUGAGGGAAGCUAGAGUGAAGACGGACAUAAUAUGGUGGCUUCAAACGUGACAAAGGAGGCAUUAUUUUGCUUUUCUGUUUCCUGUGGUUGAACGGGGAUCGUUGAAUAAUAAAAGAGAAAAUGAAAGUCUUGACUAUUGAGCCAAAAUGAUUCGGAGUGAUUUUUUUCAUAGAUUUGUUUUAGAGAGCAACUAAAAUGACUUGAUGAGACAUGACCAAAUUUGAUUAAAAAGACUCAUGUACUUUGAAUUUGCUCCUCUUAAGAUUCACCUUUGAACAUCCCCAUGAUGUCGAGGUUCCUCAGGAUUCCUUGGGGAGACCUGGCAGCAUGUAGAGCAGCUUCCUCGUACUCAGCUGCUUCAAAGAGCUCCAAGAACCUGUCGGAGAGUGAAAGAGGAACAUUUCAGAGAGACAUCAGAAAACCUGUGAAGUCCCCAGAGAUAAAUGCAGCACCUGUUCAGGUAGUCUGUCAAGAAUUUAGACUCAUCAACUCCAGUGGGCUCCUCAUUCUCAAACAGCUCAACGAUGAUGCUGCUGACAUCUUCUUCAGUCACUGCAGGAGAAGAUGAGAGCGACUUCAAUAGAUGCAAGAUAUUUAAUCACCUCAUCUGUAACUCUGAGGGUAUUAUCAAUCACAGAUUCAUUAUUUUGCAGAUAGAGAGUUUUCAGUAGCUCACACCGGUGGAGAUGUGUUUGUUGAAGACAAAAUAACACUUCAAGACAGAUUCUUCUGAAGUGAGAAAGAGUUUUGUCAAUGUGUUAUCAUUUCAAAACACAAAGAAGUAUAAAUCUUUUCUCUAAAUUUUCACCCUUUUUGAGUCUAAAAUCCUUGAUAGGUAUUAUGUCAUUAUCCGUCUUUGUACCAGGACUGAUUUGAUCAAAAGGUUGAAUAGCUGCUGUGUCUCACUACUGUUCUGUUUGAUGUUCUUCACUGUUGAACCUAGAAGUUGCUCCAAAGAAACCUGCUGCGUUUCCCUCUCCCAGCAGGACACAUGGUUCGACACAAAUCUUAAACGCUUAAACCUGAAGAUGCAGAGAGAUCAGAGAAAUAAUUUUACAUAAUACUCCAUCAAAGAAAUGAAUGAUACGACUCAGGUGUUUGUAACAUCUUCAUCAGACAAGUAUAGAUUUAGAGUUUAAGCCCUCACAAAGCUUUCAGUCUGUUGUUCUCAGCCCUCAGCUGAUCCCUGUGCUGCUCAGCAGCCUGCAGUUUGGCCUCCAGCUCAGCUUUGACCUCCACUGACACACAGUGACUCUUCCUGUCCAGAAGAGAGUCUCUCUGGGCUUUAAGUCGCUCUAGAUAUCUAUCAAGAGCCUCAGGAUCCUUGGACUCAGCCACCGUCAUACCUGAGAGACAGGACAGACAUGAGCUUCAAAGUUGAAACAGAGGUGAUGUUCAGUACCAACUACCUGCUAAACUCUGAUAGUACACUUCAAAAACAUCCAUGCUCUGCUGUAUUAUUAAAACACCUUAAGCAGAGAUCUUAUAGGGUCCAUCUUGCUUUGAGACUUGACCCACAAUAACAAAGUGGAGCUCUGUGUUUGUUUGAGAUGGUUUUGGAUCAGAUUAAAACAAUGAAGUAAAACAAUUUAAUACAAAACAGUUAAACCUCUCCUCUGCUUAUUAACCCUUAAAUCAGGAAGAUCUGGGUCUUACAACCACUGACCUUACUGCAAUAAGAAACUGACAACAGAAUAAAGUAAAACUAAACUGGAUCAGAUUGGACUGAAGAUCCCUUCAGUAAUCCUUCCUGAAACUGAUUUUUGUUUUGAUUCCAUUCAGCAAGUGUUUGAAGGACAGGUGCUGAGAUGGGGCCAAAUCACUGAAAAUAACUACACAAAACCACCUUUGUCUAAACACACAUCUGGGCAGUGUAUAAGACUGUCACCUACAAACACUCAAUAUACAUCCCUUAACACCAUGUCUUCUAAUGUCAGCAGUACCAGGUAUCCACAUGCUCUGCUCUUUAAGGGACUGUUGUUUCUUGAUCUCCUGUUGAAGAUCUGCUGUUUCUCUUUGAAGGACACAGAGUCUGGAGAGACAGAGAUGAUCGGUCAAUGGCUGGAUGACUUCAACAUUUUGUUAUGUGUUCCAACCAUCACAACACCCUGCAUACUAAUGUCAUUCUCAGACAUCAGCACCAUAAAAGUUACAUACACACCUUUCCUUUAGAUUGGUAGCUCGUCUCUGGCAGGUUGUCAGUGACUUCUGGUGUAAAGUUGAAGCCUUAAGGAUUCGCUGAGCCUCCUUGCUCUCCUCCUCCCUCCUCUGCAGCACCUUGAUUGUAUCAUCAUACUCUCCCUUUAUGGUGAGAAGGAGUUUCUUGUAUGAUGUUGCUCUGCCAAUCACCUAUUAAAAAACAGGACGAGGAGGAAGAUCAAAGAGUGAGUAUUUUUUUAAAUCCUGUUUUUUACUGGUCCAACAAAGUAGUAACUUAUAAUUACAGGGAACACGGUGGAAAAUUGUGAAAAACUUUCACUGUUUUGUGCUAUAGAAUGUCAUAUUGGAGAGCAUCACAUGCUGUACUUGAUAGUUUCAUCUAUUUUUUAAAGUAAUUUCAUACCUUGUUAAACACGGAGCGGUAGAUGAUGAAGCGCAGCUCAUCCGGGCCCUCUGCUGGACACUGCAGGUACUGUUUUUCAUAUUCAAUAAACUCGUACAGAGACUUGAAGAAACUUUCGUCGUUCCCCGAUAACAGUGUUUCAGGUGUAGAUUGCCUUUCUUCUUGUAUUGUACAUGAACUGCUCGAUUUUUGUGGCUCACACAUUUUUUUUCCGUCUAUCCGUGGAGGAUUUUUUCUCCAGCCACUACGUUUAUAGCUCCCACGUUGCUAUAGUUACCAGUAAAUCCAACAUUUCAUAAGCAUGUCAAAAAAAUUCUAAUUUUACCAUCCUUUCAUACAAUCUUCAAUGUAGAUGAUGAGGUUUGUAUAUCAAUUGAUUCAAGCACGUCUAACAGAAGAAACUUAAUGUUUAUUGAGAAUUUUAAUCAGGCACAAAAACGGUUACCUAGCCCGUGGAAUUCUGUGCAGAAAACCCCGUCUCUCCCUCUGAAAGCCCUCUUCUCAUGAUCCGCCAUUAGGAGUGAGCCUGUGGUAAGAUCGUGCUCUGGAUUUUAACUCAUUUUCUUUAAAAUAACCACUUCAUAUGAACGUUUAAGCACAAAUAACAUGAUGAAAUCGUUGUGUAUAUUUCUACUUUAGGUGGGUUGAACGGCAGGAUGCAGAUUUUCGUCAAAACCCUCACGGGGAAGACUAUAACCCUCGAGGUAGGAGCCGGAGUGUGAUGGAGGGAGGCGGCGUUUAGCUGCUAACCUCAGCUCACCCUAACUGCUUAAAAUGUCUGAUAAUAUCACAUUUAAUCACAACAUUUUGUAUAUAUCAAGUGAAUUGUAUCUUGAGUAUGUUUAAACUCCGGCUAACUUCCCGUCAUGACUCGUCCUACUUGAGUUUACCAACUUUGAUGCUAAGCUAACAGUUAGCAGCCGCUCCGCAGCAUAAACACGUGUGUCAGAGAACAGCAGAGAUAUACAGGGUUAUUAUCCUUGUAAUGUGAACUUAACACCGUACUCAUAGAAUAAAUAGACCAUAACGCCACUGAUAAGUAGUUAUUAAUCUGAAGCGGCCUGUGAUUGUGUCUUUGACCCGGUGAUCGUUUCCUGUCUGAGCUGACUUCACUUGUCUUCAUGGUUUUCGCAGGUUGAGCCUUCAGAUACUAUAGAAAAUGUCAAGGCCAAGAUCCAGGACAAAGAGGGUGAGUUGGUCUUUUAAACUGCAUUGAAUAUAGAGUUUAAUGUCUGGUGUCAAAGAGUUAGACAUGGAGGUGAAUGAAUGUGGUCAUUGAGACCUCCACAGAAAUCUGCACUCCAUUAUGAUAGGUAGACAGAUAGACAGACCUAAUUGAUUCCAAACUGGGAAAUUUCGAUGUUACAGCAGCAACAAAAACACAAAAUAAAAUUCAAUAUAAGUAUGUACAAUACAGAUUAAAGAUACUAAAUAUGCACAAUAAAUACACACUAAAUAUACUAAAUAACCUGAGAGAAAAAAAGUGGGAUAUCCACUGGUAAUACUAAUAUGAAAUGAGUAAUAAAUAUGGAAUUUUAAAUAUACAGAUGGGAUAAUGAAUAGACAAGUUAAGGUGCUCAGUAAUGUAAUGUGAUGUGGUAGGAGUUUUUAAAAAUGGACUAUACAGCAGACAGAUGUGAGUCUCUGUGUGACAGAUGUGAGUUAUUGAAUAGUGCAAUUUCUUGUGGCAGGAAAGAUUUCCUGUAUCUGUCCCUACGACAGUGGAGCUGCAACAGUCUGUUGGAGAAGGAGCUCAGCUGUCUGUCCAGAGUGAGGUUGAGAGGGUGGUCAGGGUUAUCCAUGAUGGAUAACAGUUUGAUCAGUGUCUUCCUCUCCACCACAGCCUCUACAGUGAUUAUGAAUGUUAUGUUUUAGUUAUGGACCGACUUGGUCCCUAAUCUCUAUUCACCCCACUCUUUGGCUAGAUAAUAGAUGAAGUCCAAUUUCAGUCUGUCUCUGUGCUGUUGGCACUGUACUUGGACUAAUGGGAAACAAAGUUUAGCAGUAAUAAUGAAUAUAAUACAUUUUAUUUGUAGUGCCCUUUAUAUCAAGAGACCUCAAAGGGCUACAUCUUAAAGCAAAGAAAUGUCACUGUUAAGGAAUAUAAAAAUAGGUUAUUGGAGCAGGUUUAAAAAAAAAAAAGUCCAUGAGGAGGACCCAAAAGUUCUACUAUAAAGGAAUUUUGGGUCUUUUUAUUUUAAACUGUUAAAUUGUGGGGAAAUUGUCAUUGCUGCCUACUCUGUUAAGAGAGGCCGCUGUAUCAUAUCUUUGUGUUUUGAGAAUACAAACUGUCAUUCAGCUACAAUUAAAAGACGAUGGCCAAUUAGCACUGCCAGGUAGAAGAGCAGGAGGAGGCAGGUGUGUGUUGGUAAAACAGAGGGAAAGUGUGAGCAAUGACUAAGGCGAACAAGAUUGAACCAGCUAUCAAUUGCCUGGUUUGAUUUAUUUACUUUAAGUAUUUUGUCAUAAGUCUGAACAAGCUUAGUUUGGUGCAGAUGCUGGCAAAUCAGAGCAACAUAUUCAGUGGUUGUGAUCUUCAUACAUAAACUGAAUUAGUUAUUGCUGUCAUGAGCAGCUCUACAGUGAGCCACACAUUUUGUACUGAAUCUAGAAUCUCUGAGAGUCUGUCUUCAGAUGGCACUGAUGCACUAUGAUGAGUGAAAUGUGGAUUAUUAGAGAGAUAGAUACUUUGAUUUCACAUAAAGUGCAGAGGAAAACGAGCAGGUCUAAUAUAAAUCAUCAGUGUGACUUGAUUUGCUGUUUUGACACAAGAGUUUCCUUGAAUUGAGGGAGUAAAGGUUGUGAAAGUGUGCAAAUGAAUGUCCCACCUCUGGGUUUCCUGUGGAUCUGAGUGUUUUUAGUUCUUAAUAGGAACUGCAUGGUCAUUGUUACUAAUUUAAGUUGAAAAGUUGGUACUGAUCUCUCCCUGAGAGACCAUCAGUGUGUAGACCACCUGCUUGAUCUGGAGUUGAUGUUCUGGUCUCUGAUCUGCAGGUAUCCCUCCUGAUCAGCAGAGGUUGAUCUUUGCCGGAAAGCAGCUGGAGGAUGGACGCACGCUGUCAGACUACAACAUCCAGAAGGUGAGCUGUCACUGUCUGCUGAGAAUAAACAGGAAGUUUUGACAAAUGGUGUUACCAUUGAGUUUGAUAAAUGAGCAGAUAAUGUACAGAUCAAAUCACGGUGCAGGACAUGGCAAACGGUUUACUUUGAACCCUGGACUGCUAUCAUUGGGUUCAGGUUUUUUUUGCCUAACUGAUCAAACUCCAACCUCAUCAUGAAUAAAUACAGACAUAGGGGGCACAAUGGGCAUAUAAAGCCAUUACAAAUUAAGCUGAUGUUUUCAGCAGCAGCUCAAUUUGAAGGCCCCUCAGAUAUGUUGUCCUCCAAAGAGUCGGAGAAACAGUGUUAUACAUCAUGAAGCAACUUUAAUUUACUUUAGCUGUGACUAUCAGUGCAUUCCUCUUUAGCACGGUACUAAAUCCCUGAUCUUAUAAGAGACUAAAAGUCCGUUUUUUGUGAGGAAGAAACUUUUUAGUGAAACAAGUAAAUUUUGUCCAGUGUGGAUAGACGAUCAGAUCUGUGUAAAGAUGGAUGUUAUCAAUGGCUGAUCCAACAUUUCAGGUACUUCUAAUGCUGGGGACAGAGUUACCGCCCGGCUGCAAAAGAGCGUUUCACACUAAAGAAGCCUUUUUUUGUUGUCUUCCUCAGGAGUCCACUCUGCACUUGGUGCUGAGGCUGCGCGGUGGUGCAAAGAAGAGGAAGAAGAAGUCCUACACCACCCCCAAGAAGAACAAGCACAAGAGGAAGAAGGUCAAGCUCGCUGUGCUCAAAUACUACAAGGUACGAAAGCUUCACUCCUGACUGGCUCUGCGUUUAUGUUAAAGGCUGACACUGAAAAAAAAAGACAUUUAAAUAGAGGGAUAUCUAAGGAAGGGGCAAAGCUAGAUAAGCUGUUUUUUCUUUGAACAUUAGGUCAGCUUUUUUAAAAAGGGGAAACAUUGAUGUGAUUUUAAAGACUCAAGAACAAAAUCGGUUAUCAGCACAAUUUAAAAUGGAGUAUUUUAAGGAUUCAAAUCCACUAAGAAGUAAGGUCUGCGUCAUGAAUACUUUAAUUUCAUCAGAGUUAAAGAUGUCUUCUAAUUCCAUCAGGUGGACGAGAACGGAAAAAUCCACCGACUGAGGCGUGAGUGUCCUGCUGACGAGUGCGGCGCUGGCGUCUUCAUGGCGAGCCACUUCGACCGUCAUUACUGCGGGAAGUGCUGCCUCACCUACUGCUUCAACAAGCCUGAGGACAAGUAGACAGGGACACUCUGAUGGGCGUUGAUAAUAAAGACAAAACUGUUUGACAAAAACCUCAACCUCUGCGUGUUUUUACUCUCUCAGACCUGACCGGAUUGUGUCAAGUUUCAACAUUCACUUUUUAACUCGAGCUGGACUUGUCUUAAACUUUUUUAAGUCUUUGAACUCAAGUCCCACUUUAUUCUUGAAAUUAAACAAAGAGGUAAUUAAGUAUUUUAAAAUAAACAGUUUUAUUACACUGUAUGAGGGUGUGCAAUGUGGAGUUCUUAGAUUUUGUUUAUAAGGCCUCUUCACAGCCAGGCUUACUGAGGUUUUGGACAGGCAAGAUAAAAUGACUCGACAUAAAAGUAAAACCCCAAAAAGUGAUGGUUUGGUAAAGAGUCAAUUGAGAACCGUGAAUAUUAGCAACUGACUUAAACUUCAAAUUUGUUACAUGUAUAACCAUACGAAUUGUCAGUUUGUCUAUUUUCAUUAGUUUCAAAUUGUGUGACUCAGGGGAAUUGCCAGAGCUACAGUUGCUCAAGUAUCUAAUUAGUAGUUAAAGAGUUAUUUCCAACAUGCUGCGUGGUGUGAACGGUACAGUAUCAGAUGGAGGUGUUAUUGAAGAUUCUGGUGUGCUUCAGUUUAACAUCCCCAGUAUGAGGAGGGUCAUGACUUUGCUUCAUUAGCCCCAUGUUUAACUCCAACACUAGGCCCCUUCAGGUAAAAGGCUCAUCUGCACUCAAUGUGCUGCUAGUUUGAGUUCAGAAGUGACUGUUGUGUCUCUGGAUGUGUUGUGUAAUAAGCAUGAUCAGAUGUUGGUGGAGUUUGUUAUUCACAGAAGUCUCUGGACUUUAAACAAUACUGUUACCAGACACAAUGUCAUUUAAUAUAAUAUACAUAAUCUAAAUACAAGCUUUAUUCUGAAU
Xyrichtys novacula (pearly razorfish) is the source of this 10816-nucleotide messenger RNA. NCBI's taxonomy places the organism in Eukaryota, Metazoa, Chordata, Actinopteri, Labriformes, Labridae. The record is from the annotation of a GenBank genome assembly.